ACUUCGUCUGCUUCUGAAGUGACUCUCUCUCUCUCUCUCUGUCUGCAAUGGCGGUUCCAUCUACGUUUUCCCGCCUAAACUUCUUCCCAAAACCUUCGCUUUUCACAGCACUCACCAAUUUCCGCAGAAACCAACUUCCACCCAAUUGGCCAUUCGCCACCGUAUCUUCCCGCACUUUCUCCUCCAUCGCAUGCUCUUCUUCCAACCGAACACCGAAACGCGACGGUGACUUAGUCGUUCUGGGCAUCGAAACCAGCUGCGACGACACCGCCGCCGCUGUCGUGAGAAGCAACGGUGAAAUUCUGAGUCAAGUAGUGUCUUCUCAGGGCAAUCUGCUUGCAAAAUAUGGAGGUGUUGCUCCCAAAAUGGCAGAAGAAGCUCACUCGCAAGUGAUAGACCAGGUUGUGCAAGAAGCCCUAGAUAAAGCUUCUAUAACUGAGAAGGAUCUCACUGCAGUUGCUGUUACUAUUGGUCCUGGUUUAAGUCUCUGCCUACGUGUUGGGGUCCAAAAAGCUCGGAGAAUUGCUGGGGGUUUUAGUUUACCAAUUAUUAGUGUGCAUCACAUGGAGGCUCAUGCUCUAGUGGCCAGGUUAAAUGAGAAAGAUUUGCAGUUUCCAUUCAUGGCCCUACUUAUUUCAGGGGGGCACAAUCUUCUCAUUCUUGCACAUGAUCUGGGGCAAUACAUACAACUUGGAACUACAAUAGAUGAUGCUAUUGGUGAGGCAUAUGACAAGACAGCAAAAUGGCUUGGCCUUGAUAUGAGGAGAAGUGGUGGUCCUGCUAUAGAGGAGCUUGCUAGGGAGGGUAAUGCUCAAUCAGUCAGUUUUUCUAUUCCAAUGAAGCAGCACAAAGAUUGCAACUUCUCCUAUGCUGGUCUGAAAACCCAAGUAAGGCUGGCUAUUGAGUCCAAAAAGAUUGAUGCCAAAAUUCCUAUUUCUUCUGCUAGUAAUGAAGACCGAUUGUCACGGGCAGAUAUUGCUGCUUCAUUUCAGCGAAUUGCAGUGUUACAUCUUGAGGAAAGGUGUGAACGAGCAAUACAGUGGGCAUUGAAGAUGGAGCCUUCUAUAAGAUACUUGGUUGUCUCUGGUGGUGUUGCAUCAAAUCAAUAUGUUCGGGCUCGGCUUGAUAUGGUUGUGAAGAAGAAUAGCCUGCAACUUGUAUGCCCUCCUCCCCAGCUUUGUACGGACAAUGGUGUAAUGGUUGCUUGGACUGGUAUUGAACACUUCCGCAUGGGAAGAUAUGACCCUCCACCUCCUGCUGAAGAACCAGAGGACUUUCUGUAUGAUUUACGCCCAAGGUGGCCUCUAGGGGAAGAAUAUGCUGAAGGAAAAAGUGAAGCACGCUCCUUAAGAAGGGCUCGUGUUCAUCCUUCUCUUACAUCUCUAAUUCAAGCAUCAUUGCAACAGUGACAUUGCAUGAGCUUCCAUGUUGCUUCAACCUCUUUUAUGAAGUUCUGCAGGGCAAGCCACUCUUUGACUUACCUCUGAUUUCUGAAAUGACAUCUUUGGCUGAGUUUUCAAUAAUACAUAAAAUUUGUCCAACUUUGCUGGGGAAAGUAGCCAUUGGCAUCAAGCAGGAUCACAGAGAAAAUCCAGCAAAGCAGUGUCACAGAAGGGAGAAACCUUACAAUUGUGGUUGGUAGAAGUGAAAAUAGGAGUGGGAUAGGAAUAGAUGAAAAUUGAUUAAUGCUAUUACCAAAAUUUUACAACUUAAAAGAAAAAAAGAAGAAGAAAAACUCUGCAUCUAUGCCUUAUUCUUUAGGUUAUCUGUAAAAUCUAGUAUCAUAAAACAAGUUGUAUUUAUUUUAUCCACAAAGUUGUGGUUCUAGCCUAUUUCUGCAUAAUCUCUAGAUAUAUUGUCAAGUCUUCAUGUU
This is a messenger RNA of Gastrolobium bilobum, 1873 nucleotides long. Its product is annotated as probable tRNA N6-adenosine threonylcarbamoyltransferase, mitochondrial. The coding region runs from base 48 to 1409 and encodes 453 amino acids. Gene Ontology annotation, cellular component: mitochondrion. NCBI's taxonomy places the organism in Eukaryota, Viridiplantae, Streptophyta, Magnoliopsida, Fabales, Fabaceae. The record is from RefSeq and is a predicted model, not a curated record. The transcript has 13 exons. Gene Ontology annotation, biological process: tRNA threonylcarbamoyladenosine modification.